CUGGAUGUCUGCCAGAGGCUGCUGGAAGGGAGACAGGCAGACAGGCACCAAUGCCUGCACACAGUUUCUUCUUUUCCCCCAUUCUCCAGCGGAGGACGUGCCACAGCAUAGCAUGACUGCUCUUCGCCCUGCAUGCCAUGCCCUUCCCCAACAGCUCUGACCUCAGCCCAUCCUCCUUCAUCUUGGCCAGUAUCCCAGGGCUGGAGGCUGCCCAUUUCUGGAUGGCGAUCCCUUUGUGCUCCAUGUACGUCAUGGCUGUAGCAGGCAACUGCAUGGUGCUGUUCAUCGUCAAGACGGAGCCCAGCCUGCAUGUUCCCAUGUACUUCUUCCUCUGCAUGCUGGCUGCCAUCGACCUGGCCUUGUCCACCUCCACAGUGCCACGUGUCCUCUCCUUCUACUGGUUCAACACCAGGGAGAUCAGCUUUGGAGCCUGCCUUGUCCAGAUGUUCUUCAUACACACGCUCUCGGCCAUUGAGUCCACCGUCCUCCUGGCCAUGGCAGUGGACCGCUAUGUGGCCAUCUGCCACCCACUGAGACAUGCUGCCAUCCUCACCAAUGCCACGACGGCAAAAAUAGGGCUGGCAGCCAUGGUCAGAGGAGUUCUCUUCUUCCUGCCCUUGCCUUUACUCCUCCUGCCCCUUCCCUUCUGCAGCUCACGGGUGCUGUCACACUCCUUCUGCCUGCAUCAGGACGUGAUGAACCUGGCCUGCGCCAACACCACCCCCAGUGUGGUGUAUGGCCUCACCGCCAUCCUGCUGGUCAUGGGGCUGGACGCCCUCCUCAUCUGCGUCUCCUACCUCCUGAUCCUCAAGGCUGUCUUGCGGCUGGCAUCGUGGAAGGAGAGGCUCAAGGUGUUCAGCACCUGCAUUGCCCAUAUCUGCGUGGUCUUGGCCUUCUACGUGCCACUGAUUGGGCUGUCUGUGGUGCACCGGUUUGGGAAGGAUCUGGCCCCGCUGGUCCAUAUCAUCAUGGGGAACAUCUACAUCCUUGUGCCAGCUGUGCUCAACCCCAUCAUCUACGGGGUGAGGACUAAACAGAUACAGAGGAGGAUCCUAAAUUUCAUUCACAUACGCAACAAUAGAACUGCCCAGUGACCUGUGCUUGGAUGUUGUGUCCUAUUUCCACUCAUUGUCUCAACUUGUUUUACACUCAGAGUCCUUGGAGCUGGGGCUGUCCUCUGUGCAGCACUCAGCACAUUGUAAGAGACUCUAAGGUGCUAUCACAGGGUAAAAAGAAAAUAACAGCUGUAAACUCCUUCCAAGAAUGCUUACUCCACCAAACCUGGAGUGAAUGUACUAUGAUGAUCCAAAUCCAACCCUGAUCCAGCAGAUAUGGGAAGGAAAAAUGUCUCAGCAAACUAACAACGUCUUGACACUGCACUUCUUUGUUCCCAUCUCCUCUCCAACAUUUGCACACCUGAGUGAAUGCCACAGUGGUUUCUGAAUGAUUUACAUAAUUCAUCAUUUUUGCUUGUGAUGUGCUCACUGUCCAAAAACAUUUUAGCAGAGAUCUUGGCUAAAAUUUAUUUUUAAGUAAUGUAAUUUUUACAGGUGGCCUUACAGGUGCAGAAAUGCACUUUAAAAGUGCUCCACCUCUAUAGUCUUGUUCUGAUCUACUGGGUGUCCAGUUAACACAGCUCUGACCCCUCACAGCUCUUGACAGGCUGUUGACAGGGGUUGUGAAAAUAAUUUUCAUUUAUAAUUAUAUUUUAAAAAACCAGCCUGUCAAGAGAAAAAUGAGGAAGUUGUAAAUGUGAGGGAUACUCCCCAGCUGAACAAAUCACUAUUUCCAAAUGGAAGGUGUUUUAUACUUUGACUUCACACGUGUAUGAAUUUCCAAAGGAGCUCAAGAUCUCCACCUUUCAGAUUUUUCUUGUAAUUCCAAGGUAUUCUGCAUUAAAUCAGAAUACCUCAUAGCCUCUCCUCUCUGUAGUCUCACAACUCUUCUAUCAGUGGGAAGCUAUAAAAAUCUUUAAAUGUGAUGGAAGUCUUCAAGUCUAGGGGCCAAUGAAGAUGUGAAAGAUGAUGCAGAUGAUUUCGUGGUUUGAAGUGCAUUUGUUUUGACUGACCUUCACCAAUCCACAGGCACAUACUUAGAAAUGUAGCUUAUCAACAAUGUUUUUCUGGAGAACAGAAAAGAAAAAAAGAACAAUGUACAAGACAUUUUUCAUUGACAUUAUCUCAUAAUUUGGAAAAAGGUUAAAGAUCUUGGGAAGGGAUGUUGUGUAAUCGGACUCUGCAAUGAAGCACACUGACUUAAAGAUGCUCUCAUAUCUUUUCUUUCCCUAACCCAUUGAAAAUCUUUAUGUACUUUGUCUUUAUAAAAAUGAUUUCUUCUUCGUAAAUAGAGAAAGAUCCAAGCAAUCCCUUCUUUUCCCUCCUGGCUUAAACUCUUGCCUUGUUGCUUGUUGGCUAUUUUAAACUGUGCUCUUCAUCCCCGAGGUAGCUGUGGAGUCGUCCUCCUUGGAGAUCUUCAGAAACCAUCUGGGCUGCAUUGCCAUGGGCAGGAAUGUGUUUGCUGUUCCCACAGAUCGACUCCGGAGCAGCUCCUGGAAUUCCUCUGGUGAGAGGGCUGGGUGAUCUUUAGCUGGCUGUCUCUACACAGGUGAGUAACAGUGAGGAAGUCAUUUGGGUGCGAACCCCUUCAUGUUAGGACAUCCCACAGAUGACCAGAGGUACCAAGGACUUUCAUGAUCUCUGCUUCAUUAGGAGGUCCAGGAGCUCUUGAACACUGCUAUCUCCAUCAGCAGAAUAUUAUCAAAGAAUCUAUGGUGCAAUUCGGUUGGAAGGGAGCUCCACACGUCUCCAGUCCAAACUCCUGAUCAGUGCAGGGGCGGCUUCAGGGUCAGACAAGGAAGCAGAGCUGUUCGUCCAGUCUGGUGCUGAAAGCCUCCAAGGACAGAUGUAGGUCAACAUCUUUGGCCUCUAGUGCAAAGACUGACAGCCCUAACUGUGAAUUUUUUUUCUCUUUUUAUCUGACUUGAACCUCUCAUUUCAGCUCACGCUUGUGUCUCUCAUCCUCCCACUACACCACCCUGUGAAAGCCUGGCUUCAUCUUCCCAGUUAUGUCCUCACGGGUAGAGAAAGGCUGCUCAUCUUGGGAAGAGCCAAAGCUGUUCUCCUGAAGCUUAACAAGCCUAUUUUCCUCCUCAAGUAUCACUGAUCCCACCUCAGUCACCCUGCUAGCUAUCAGAUGAAUAUUCUCCCCAUUGUCAAUGCCUUUUUUGUGCUGAGGCCCCAAACUAGAUUGGUUAUCUAGAUGUGGUUUAGCAGGUGCUGGGUAAUCCCUCGAGGACAUGGCCUAUCACUGUCUGGAAAGGUCAGCCCAGAGCCCAAAACAAUGAACACUGGGAGGGACUAGUAGAGAAGGAGAAAAGAUCAAAACAAAAAUGCCGGGAGAUGUAAAUCUGCACUGGCUCACAACAUACACAUGGAAUCAUGCUUUGCAGUCAAAGAGUCAUAGGGUGAACUUCUUUUUAGUGCUAAAUGGAUCAGAAUCCUUGGGGAAAGCCCAUAUAAUUAUAUUUAGAUAUGAAAAAAAAACAACAGUAUUUUGGAAAACAGCAUAAGGAAAAUGUACUAUUUCCAUCAGAGAGAAUGGAAGCAAAGAAAAGCAAGCAAACACCCCAGAAGUGCAGAGGUUCAAGAGCUCUCCUCCCUCAGCGCUGCCAGGCGUGGGCACACAGAAGCAGCCGUGGUUCUUGUCCAGAGCAGCAGACCAGGGAGCUCUGUCAUUCUUGAAACUUUCAUCAUUGUGUUGUCUUUGAUGUGUGGUUUAUCACUGUGGCACCUUGUCCAUCCACCACCGCCACUGGCUCUGAUGAUGCAUGGGAUGUUUAUGGGAUUGCAUUUGCGGGGUAUUAAAUUCCAGAGAGAACUUUAUGCCUAUCUGUCCUCCUGUCCAGCAUAGAUCUUGUGUUGCACGAGGGGUGUCUUACAUCUUGCCCGUAACACCUCGUUGUGCUGAAAGAGAAUGCUCACCCAGAACACAUGCUGCUUUGCUCCAGGGCCUUCAGGUGACAGAUAAUACUCUGGAGUGUGGCUUGGUUUCUUCUGAUUGCUAGCUAACACUGGAGUAAAAGGAGUGUCCUUUUUGUAGUCUGUAUUUCUGUAGCUUUGGACUCCAUGAAGCACAUUUUGCUAUAAGCUUUUCUCCUAAAUUAAAGCACAUUUUAUUUCAAAAUAAAUAAUUUAAGCAAGUUACAAGUAGUUUCUACCUGGGACUUAAAAGCAAUUUCAUCCCUUGUCAUUUUUGUCAGAUUCUGUUUUAUUAGAGCUUGACGUGCAACAUAUUUUCAUAAAAAUGAAAACAAUCUAUACCUGCCUAAUGUGAUCUGAGAAGUGUGAAUGAAUUUUUCAGAUGGCUGUGACAUUGAGAAAUGGCUCCUGCUCGUUCUCCAUAUGUUCCUUAUUUUGUUUCCUUUUGUACUGAGAGGAAAAUUAAUAAAGGAAAAUGAAUGAA
This is a messenger RNA of Meleagris gallopavo (turkey), 4461 nucleotides long. RefSeq names its product olfactory receptor 51E2-like. Gene Ontology annotation, molecular function: G protein-coupled receptor activity; olfactory receptor activity. Lineage: Eukaryota; Metazoa; Chordata; Aves; Galliformes; Phasianidae. Gene Ontology annotation, cellular component: plasma membrane. The record is from RefSeq and is a predicted model, not a curated record. Gene Ontology annotation, biological process: G protein-coupled receptor signaling pathway.